UCAGUUUGGAAAUUUCAUCUUUUUCCGGCUUCUUCCCCCCUUUCCCAGUCAAUCACAUCAUCAUCUGUAAAUAACAAGUGGAUUGUGGAUUAUAAAAGCUUGUUACUUGUGGGUUUCUUCUUCAUUGGCUCAUUGCGUCGUCUUCUCCAAGUCCCAAUUGUGUGAAUUACCCUCUAAUAUCAAAGACAAACGACACCAUUUUUAAGAAAGAUUAAUUCCCACUUUCCCAGUUAUCUGGGAGCAAAGAGCCAAAGAAAUCAUGAAAUCUGCAGCACCCCUUUUCAGCUUAGUAAUUUUGGCCAUUGUCUUUCUCCCUGUAGCUCAUUCUCUCCCCUUCAUUGUACUCCAUGGAAUUGGAGAUAAAUGCACAAAUCGUGGAAUGAAGCAGUUUACUAAGAGCUUAAGUGAGUGGUCAGGAUCAGAAGGAUAUUGUGUUGAAAUUGGUGCUGGAUCCUGGGAUUCCUGGUUUACGCCUCUUGAUGAUCAGACACAAGUUGUUUGUGACAAGGUGAAGAAAAUGAAAAAAUUGAGAAAUGGUUACAACAUAGUUGGUCUAUCCCAGGGCAACUUGAUUGGGAGAGGCGUUGUGGAGUAUUGUGAAGGAGGGCCACCGGUUAAGAAUUUUGUCUCAUUAGGGGGGCCUCAUGCUGGCAUUGCUUCUGUUCCCCUUUGUGGUACUGGUAUUUUCUGUGUGCUUGCAGAUUCACUUAUCAAGUCUGAGAUUUAUACAGAUUAUAUUCAGGCUCAUUUGGCUCCCAGUGGUUAUCUUAAAAUCCCAAAUAAUAUGGAUGGCUACUUAGAGAAGUGUAGGUUCUUACCAAAACUUAACAAUGAAAUUCCCGAGGAAAGAAAUUCAACUUACAAGAAACGUUUCAGCAGCUUAGAAAAUCUGGUGCUGAUUAUGUUCGAGCAUGACACAGUUCUGGUACCUAAAGAAACCUCAUGGUUUGGAUACUAUCCAGAUGGCGCUUUUAGUCCUUUGCUACCUCCUCAGGAAACGAAGCUUUACACAGAAGAUUGGAUUGGUUUAAAGACUCUUGAUGUUGCUGGUAAAGUUAAGUUUGUUAGUGUAGCUGGGAAUCAUCUCGGAAUCUCAGAUGAUGAUAUGAAGAAACACAUAGUCCCCUACUUGAAGAGCCAAUCCAACAAGUUCUACAACUAUAAGAUGAAGUACGUGCAUGGAUUCCCUAUAAUGAGGCUGAAAUCUUCAAAAUGACGGUUCAUGAGUUCAUCCAUAUACAACUGGCCAUUGUCAAACACUGAUUUCUUUGGGGAGGAUUUGGGGGCUUGAAUCAUAGUAUGACUCAAUUCCUUUACCAUUGAAUUGCAAUAUUCUGUGUAUAAUUAUUGAAACUGAAUGUAUGAUGGAGAUCCUAAUUGGUUACUCAACCACGCGUCCACGCGGGAGAAAUAUGAAUAUUAUGAAUAUUAUCUUCCCCUCAAUUAACAAGUUAUAUGUAUAUAUAUUAGCUAACCCUUUUCACUAUA
Messenger RNA from Spinacia oleracea (spinach), 1488 nucleotides. RefSeq lists its product as uncharacterized. Gene Ontology annotation, molecular function: thiolester hydrolase activity; palmitoyl hydrolase activity. Gene Ontology annotation, cellular component: intracellular membrane-bounded organelle. The transcript is spliced from 12 exons. The record is from RefSeq and is a predicted model, not a curated record. The coding region runs from base 260 to 1216 and encodes 318 amino acids. Lineage: Eukaryota; Viridiplantae; Streptophyta; Magnoliopsida; Caryophyllales; Amaranthaceae.